Messenger RNA from Ornithorhynchus anatinus (platypus), 1711 nucleotides. RefSeq names its product galactose-3-O-sulfotransferase 4 (gene GAL3ST4). Gene Ontology annotation, biological process: glycolipid biosynthetic process. The transcript has 3 exons. Bases 187 to 1626 code for a protein of 479 amino acids. Gene Ontology annotation, cellular component: membrane. Gene Ontology annotation, molecular function: galactosylceramide sulfotransferase activity. Lineage: Eukaryota; Metazoa; Chordata; Mammalia; Monotremata; Ornithorhynchidae. The record is from RefSeq and is a predicted model, not a curated record.
UCCGACUAACCCGACCCCCUCGAUUCCCAUCUGGCCUCCGACGGGCCGGAGGCGGGGUUCCGCGUCGGGAGGGGGCUCCCCAGAGAUUCAGAGACCCGAGCCCGGGGCGCCCGUCUCUCCAUCUCGCUCGAGGGGCUCCCGAGGUCACCCCCGUCUCUGUCUCCACCCCUGCCUUCCCCCAGGAGGAUGCGGCCGUGGCCGGGCUGGGGGCUGCGGGGCCUCUGGACGGCGGUGGGCGUCUGCACGACCGUUGGGUUCGUCCUCCAGAUCUGGGGGGGCCCCUUCCACAGGAGGUCCUCGAGCCCCCGGGGGGGACCGCCGGGCCCGUGGGGGGCUCCCGGCCCUCAGUGCUCUCCGCGGGACCACCUGGUCUUCCUGAAGACCCACAAGACGGGCAGCAGCUCGGUGCUCAGCCUGCUCCACCGCUACGGCGACAGGCGCAACCUGACCUUCGCCCUGCCCGCCCGCUACCAGUUCGGCUACCCCCGGCCCUUCCAGGCCAGCAGGGUCAAAGGGUACGACCCCCAGGCCCGGCCCCCCCAACGCUACCACAUCCUGUGUCACCACAUGCGCUUCAACCUGCCCGAGGUGCUCCGCCUGAUGCCCGCCGACAGCUUCUUCUUCUCCAUCGUCCGGGACCCGGCCUCGCUGGCGGCGUCGGCCUUCUCCUACUACCGCUCCGUCUCCUCGGCCUUCCGGGCGGCCCCGUCCCUGCAGGCCUUCCUGGCCGCCCCCCGUCGCUUCUACCGGCCCGGGGGCCGCGGAGACCACUACGCUCGCAACCUGCUGUGGUUCGACUUCGGCCUCCCCCUGCCCGGCCCCGAGGCCCCCGCCGAGCCGCGGCGGGCCGCGCGGCCCCCCGGCCCUCCCCGGGACGCCGGGGCCUCCCGACCCUCUCCCGGGCCCUCGCCGGACGGCCCCGGCCCCCGGCCCCCCGCCGCCCCCUCGGCAGGCGCCCGGCCGACCGGACGCCCCGGGCCCGACCCCGACCCGGUCGUCGGCGGGGACGGCCCGCCGCCGUCGUCCCCCUCCUCCCUCCCGGCCCGCUUCGUCCGGCGGGCCCUGGAGUGGGUGGACGCGACCUUCGACCUGGUCCUGGUGGCAGAGCACUUCGACGAGUCGCUGGUCCUGCUGGCGGCCGCCCUGUGCUGGGAACUGGAGGACGUGGUCGGCUUCGUCCACAACGCCCGGGCGACCGGAGGGGGCAGAGGGCACGGGGUCGGGGAGCGGCACCCGUUGACGGCGGUCCGCGCCCGGGCCUGGAACGAUCUGGACUGGGCCCUGUACCUCCACGCCAACCGCAGCCUGUGGGCCCGGGCCGAGCGGUUCGGGCUGGGCCGCCUGGCGAGCGGGGUGGCCGAGCUCCGGGCCCGGCGGGCGGCCCUGGCCGGGCGCUGCCUGCUGGGGGGAGGGGCCGUGGAGCCGGGCCGGAUCGCCGACCGGGGGCUGCGGCCCUUCCAGUUCGGGACGGCCGGGAUCCUGGGCUACGCCGUGAGGGGCGGGCUGGCCCCCCGGGACCGCGAGGCCUGCCUGCAGCUGGCCAGGCCCGAGCUCCAGUACAAGGACUGGCUGGACGCCAAACAGUUCGGGCGGAGGACGGCCGAGGGCGGAGGCGGGGUGCGAUAAGGACGCCGAUGACGCCAACUGCGGUAUCUGUUGAGCGCUCACUACGUGCCGGGCUCCGUACUAAGCGCCGGGAUAGAUACGAGGU